This is a messenger RNA of Fonsecaea multimorphosa CBS 102226, 2577 nucleotides long. RefSeq lists its product as uncharacterized. Bases 1 to 2577 code for a protein of 858 amino acids. The transcript is spliced from 2 exons. Gene Ontology annotation, molecular function: magnesium ion transmembrane transporter activity. Lineage: Eukaryota; Fungi; Ascomycota; Eurotiomycetes; Chaetothyriales; Herpotrichiellaceae. Gene Ontology annotation, cellular component: membrane. Gene Ontology annotation, biological process: magnesium ion transport. The record is from RefSeq and is a predicted model, not a curated record.
AUGGAAAAUGUACCUCCGCAGGUAUGGGCAGUUGCUCACACCCUCAUAGCCCGCAAUGAGACAGCCAACUCAACCUCCACGGAUUCUGGUGCCACCACAGCAAAUCGUCCGCCAGUCUAUAAAGCAAUUGGUCUCAGUCUGGCGGUGGCCUCUGGGCUAUUCAUUGGUACCUCAUUUGUGCUGAAAAAGACUGGACUGCUCAAAGCAAAUGCUAAAUACAACGAGGAAGCUGGUGAGGGUUAUGGCUACCUCAAGAAUUUCUGGUGGUGGGGAGGGAUGACGCUGAUGAUAGUGGGCGAAAUCUGCAAUUUUGUCGCCUAUGCAUUUGUCGAUGCGAUCCUCGUCACGCCUCUGGGAGCGCUGAGCGUUGUGGUCACGACCAUUCUGUCCGCGAUUUUUCUCAAGGAGCGCCUGAGCUUUGUCGGUAAAGUGGGCUGUUUCAACUGCAUCGUCGGCAGCAUCGUCAUUGUUCUCAAUGCUCCUGAGCAAAGCGCUGUCGCCGACAUUCAAGAAAUGCGGCAUUUUGUUCUCGCCCCUGGCUUUCUCAGUUAUGCCGGCGUCGUCAUCGUGGCCUGUGUGUUUAUCGCCUUGUGGGCGGGGCCGCGCUACGGCAAGAAAAGCAUGUUGGUCUACCUCAGCAUCUGCAGCUUGAUCGGUGGUCUGAGUGUCGUGGCAACACAGGGAUUGGGCAGUGCGGUUGUUGCCCAAGCUGGCGGGAAACCUCAAUUCAAUCAAUGGUUCCUUUACGUUUUACUGGUCUUUGUCGUUACGACACUUCUGACCGAAAUCAUUUAUCUCAAUGCAACUCUGAAUCUUUUCAAUGCGGCUCUUGUCACUCCAACCUACUACGUGAUCUUCACCAGCGCCACAAUCAUCACUUCCGCGAUCCUCUUCCGAGGCUUCAAGGGCACAGCCGUGUCCAUCACGACCGUCAUCAUGGGUUUCUUCCAAAUAUGUGCCGGCGUGGUUCUCUUGCAAAUGUCCAAGUCUGCCAAAGACGUUCCGGAUGCCGCCGUUUUCAAGGGUGAUCUCGAUCAAGUCAGGGAGAUUGCGGAGGUUGAGCAGCCGGAAACCGAGCCCAAGGCUGAUGCUAUUCGUGGUACCGCGGCUCUGAUCAGGAGAAUCUCCGUCUCUCGGCAGAAGAUGGAACAAGAGGAAGCGAGACGGCUGCGGGAAGACAAACUCAAAGAUCAGCUCGAGCCGCUUCGCGAGAACGAGAUUGUGGAAUGGGAUGGACUCCGCCGCCGGAAAACCGUGAUUGGCGAACCCGGGACAGUUGUUCGAAGGAAGACUGUUCAUCCGCCGCUAGGGAUGUCGCAUUUUCCGGAUCCAAACCAAGAAGAGGCCGAGCACGAACCCGGAUUUUUUGAAACCCUUCGCAAUCGUGCCCAGAGCGUGAUCCGUCACCCCAGUCCCCGUCAACAUGCUGCCACGCCGGAGGAUUCUCUGCGGAGCCCAAUACACCCUGUUGCUCUGACCGAUAUAAAGGUUGUUCCAUCCAAAGCCGAGUCACCCAUCGUCCCAUACGGCCCAGGGAGCCUCGAGGAUGCCCAAGAACGGAUUUAUGGACUCCCCCAAGGGCAGCUGAAAGAACGAGCAAUCACCAUCGCAGCCCAAUCCUCACCCCGUUCCAAACCCCUGCCCGCCAAACCGUCAUCAUCCCCUGCCCUCAAACUACCUCACGAAGCAAGGCGACAAUUCUCUUUCACGAACUUUCUUCGACCUGGCUCGCGCACUCCCGAGAUAGACCCCGUGCCUUCACGACCGAAUCUUUCGCAUCGAACUAGCAGCCAUGAACAAAGACGGGCUAUGAAGAAUGCCUCCGAGGAGGAAAGAUUGGGACUUGUCAAGGGUGAUUCUCACGUUGCUUUGCUUGAGCAUGAAUCGUCUCGCUCACCUGAGCGCCCAUCUCAGCCCCUCUCUUAUGCCCUUUCAGCCUCUCAUUCUCAGUCCAGCUCCACUUCAAGCGUUGAUGAUUACCAUCCCUACCAAUACCCUUCUCCUCCUCAACGUUCUCUGUCAUAUUCUGACGAGGUUGACGGUUGGCAGAUGAUGAACACCGCGAGUCCGCCGAGCGAGACGAACCGGGUUUCGACGACACCACCACCACCACGACCCGAGGCGGCAAGCAGCCGGAGAAGGCCAAGUCCGCCGAGGAUUUAUCAUCCCCCGCCUUUGCUCACGAGGAGUUCGCCUCCAGUCGACAACAACGAGGAACGGCCCAUUCCAGGAACGAUGGUGGGCGGAGGGUCGACACAGGCCAGAGCCACACCAGCAGUGUCAGGCCGUUUCCAGAAUUCAUCGAUGAGCCCUCCGAGGACCACGAUCCAGCAUCAGGACCCUGGCUUACCCAGGAUAGGUGGAGAAGAUCACCUAGCUCGAGUUUCCGAGGACGCAAGAGUGAAUAACGCCUACGACUAUGAGGCGGCCCGGACAGAAAACAUUGAUCAAGAGGCCACCCGAAGACGGUUUGAGGAGCAGAGCAAAAGGGAAAGAGAAGAGAGGCGGUUGAGAGCCACCGGACGACGGCAGAGUUGGAAACCCUCCAAUUCUGAAGGAGGCGGCAGUUUCCUCUAG